Messenger RNA from Drosophila virilis, 371 nucleotides. RefSeq lists its product as uncharacterized. Lineage: Eukaryota; Metazoa; Arthropoda; Insecta; Diptera; Drosophilidae. The record is from RefSeq and is a predicted model, not a curated record.
AUGUUCAAAAUUCUAUUCGUGUUGUGCGCGGCUUGGUUGGCUCUCAGCCAGGCACGUCCUAGCUACCUGCCCAGCUAUGAGACAAUUGAGUAUGCGCCCACUGUGCUGGUGCCCGCCGCCGUCUCCCAUCAGAGCUCGACGGUGGUGCACGAGAAGCGUCCCUACUUGCGUCCCAUCUACGAACAUCCACUUAAGACGUACCACCAUCCAACCACAUACACCUAUGCCAGCAGCCCGCUGAGCUACGGCAGCGACUGGUACGAGCCCGGCUGGAAUACAGCUGCGCUCAGCUAUCCCAGCAUCUACCUCAAGUAAAGCAUCUACCUCUGCGAUUUGUUCCUUAAUAAAUAAGCUGGUUUGAAGGAUUCAAA